Anarrhichthys ocellatus (wolf-eel) is the source of this 979-nucleotide messenger RNA. RefSeq names its product gamma-glutamyl hydrolase (conjugase, folylpolygammaglutamyl hydrolase) (gene ggh). Gene Ontology annotation, molecular function: gamma-glutamyl-peptidase activity. Bases 35 to 979 code for a protein of 314 amino acids. The transcript has 9 exons. The record is from RefSeq and is a predicted model, not a curated record. Gene Ontology annotation, cellular component: vacuole. NCBI's taxonomy places the organism in Eukaryota, Metazoa, Chordata, Actinopteri, Perciformes, Anarhichadidae. Gene Ontology annotation, biological process: tetrahydrofolylpolyglutamate metabolic process.
CUGCGUGCUCAGGUGCUACUUCUACAAACAAACAAUGUUGUUAUUCUUUUGCGUUUCUCUCGCGUGUCUGUUUUAUUCUUCAGCCAAGCGAAAUGACAGCCCGUUAUCGGUAAGAAUACUGGCUCAAGAAAUUCUUUCCCCUAAACCAAAUCAAACGGCUUACAUUGCCGCCUCUUAUGUCAAGUUCCUGGAGUCGGGAGGAGCGAGGGUUGUGCCUGUCAUGCUUAGUCAGACACUGGAGGAGUACAAGAGACUGUUCAACUCCAUAAACGGGAUCCUUUUCCCAGGAGGAAGGGCCAGCAUCAUCUCCUCUAGGUACCAAAGAGCCGCACAGAUCUUUUAUGAGCUCGCAGUCGAGGCAAACGAGAGGGGCGACUAUUUCCCUGUGUGGGGCACCUGUCUUGGAUUUCAGCAGCUGUUAUAUUUCACAAGUGUAAAAUCGACGCUGUCGUAUACCAAUACGAGUGGUGUGACGUUGCCUCUGAGCUUCACUGAUGAAACCAAAGGCAGCAGACUGUUCAAAGGCUUCCCCGCUGAACUCAUGGAAGAUCUGGCUUCUGAGUCGCUGACGGAACACUCUCACAAGUUUGGUUUGGCAGUGUCGGUCAUUAACACAAAUGAGGAGCUGAAGAAGUUUGACAAAGUUAUCUCCACGAAUACGGAUGGAACGACAGAGUUUGUGUCAACGUUUGAAGCAUAUGAUUACCCAUUUUAUGGGACGCAGUGGCAUCCGGAGAAAAAUGUAUUCGAAUGGCGGAAUCCUUUCAUUCCACACUCUCCAUCAGCAGUAAAGACCACCUUCUACAUGGCUGAAUUCUUUGUCAGUGAAGCCAGAAAGAGCUUUCAUAGAUUCAGAUCUGAGGAGGAGGAGGAGGAGGAGGAGGAGGAGGAGGAGGAGGAGAGAAAAGCGCUGAUAUACAACUACAAGCCUGUUCACACUCGGCCCCAAAGCCCCUUUGAGCAAAUGUAUCUAUUCUGA